This is a messenger RNA of Effrenium voratum, 1248 nucleotides long. The record is from the annotation of a GenBank genome assembly. Lineage: Eukaryota; Dinophyceae; Suessiales; Symbiodiniaceae.
AUGGCUUGCAGCUUAGCUUCUUUCGCGAGCCCCGUGCCGCUGGGAACAGCCUUAGCCAUGAUCUUCAGGCUCCUACCCCUUCUGCUUUUGUCUGCCGCGGACGAAUGGGAGCCCCUCAGAGGCAUCCUGCAGCUCUACUUCCCCAUCCGCGACAUGGCCUUCACGGCGGGCACGGCACAGGGUCGGCGCUUCACCUUCGAGAAGGGAAAGACCAAGACCUCCAGCCCUUUGCCCAUGGCAUCUUCCAGCAAGUUCCCCGUCGCCAUCGCCAUCGCGGGCGUGGUUUCAGAUGGCCAUCUCAGCUUCGACACCUUUGCGCAUGAGGUUUUUCCGUGGUGGAGCUCCAGCAACUCGGACAGUCGCAGCCGAGUGACGUUGCGGCACCUUCUGUCCUUUACCAGCGGUUUCUACUGGCCGGACGCCUCCGGCUUUGUGCCCUGCUUGGGGGCCAAUGCCUCUCAGUACAGCCCGGAGGCCUGUGCCAAAGAGAUCUACCAGCAGGCGCCCUUCGAGUUUGAGCCGGGCAGCACCUGGUCCUACAACUCCUUCCACCUCCAGGUGGCUGGUGCCAUGGCCGCGUCCGCAGCCAAGAUCUCGACGCAGGAGCUGCUGCAGAGGUAUCUGAUCAAGCCCUUACGGCUCAACUCGACUCAGUGGCUGGGUGGAGAAAAUCCCGGGCUGGCGGGGAACAUGAUGACCACAGCGGAUGACUACGACAGGAUCUUGCGCGCCUUCGUCGGGAACGAGCUGUUCCCUGAGGCGAUAUCCACCGAAAUGGAGCGGGACUACCUCGAUGGGGUGAAGGUGUCCAAUGCCAGUACCUUCCUUGUGACCUUGUUGGGCCACUACUCCAUGUGCAACUACUUCGAGUGCUUCCCCCCGAAGCUGCAAAGCUUCACCGAGAGUUGCAGAAAGCGGAACAUCCAUAUGGACGCAGGGCUUUUCGGGUAUUACCCCAUGGUGGAUCGCUCCAAGGGCAUGUACAUGCAGAUCGCCACCGCCACCAUGCCCACCUCCCAGAAGACGUUCUACGCUCCAACCAUCGCCUCGAUGGCCCUCAGGUUGCUCAGCAAGUUCUGGGUGGACCGGGCCCUGGGCGUCCAGGAGGAGGAGAUGGAAGAGAAUCGCGGCAUCGAUGCAGUUUGGAACCUCACGGAGGGUCUGCUGCAAAAGUCGGGUCUGACGAACACCUUCAGCAGUGCGGCUGCGGUGUGGGCUGGCCUGAAGCAGGAGGAGUUGAUGGUGUGA